Rotaria sp. Silwood2 is the source of this 909-nucleotide messenger RNA. The record is from the annotation of a GenBank genome assembly. Lineage: Eukaryota; Metazoa; Rotifera; Eurotatoria; Philodinida; Philodinidae.
AUGUCUCCAUAUGGUCAAUGUUCAACUAAUAUUGAUUGCGGAUGUCUUCCUUUGACAAUAUCUGAUGAUAGUGGUCUUUGUGGUUUUCUUCGGAUUAAAUGUUCUCGUUUAGAACCAUGUGAAAUGCCAGAUGAUUACUGUAAAAAUCUUGGUCAUGUGUGUGUUCAUUAUCCUCGAUGUCAUCAUGUUUCUGUUUGUUAUCCACUAUCAAUGAUCGAUCAACGAAUCUGUCCACCAAAAAUAACAACAUGGGCUCAACAUGGUAUCACAAUAAUUGGUGGCAACAGUUACGAAGGUCCAUCUGUCGAUCUUGAUUUUCCUAAAGGAAUGUUUAUCGAUGAAAAUCAAACAAUUUAUAUAGCAGAUACUGACAAUCAUCGAGUUAUUAAAUGGAAACAAGAUGCUUCAAGUGUUGAAAUAAUAACAGAUGGGAAUGAUAAAGAAAAUAUUAAUACAUGUGGAUCGAGUAAGCCGUUUGAUGUCGUUGUUGAUAAAAAUGGAACAAUUUACAUUGCUUACCUAACAAUUAAUCAAGUUCAAAAAUGGAUUCGAGGUGCUGACAGAGGUGAAACAAUGAUUAAUAUACAUAGUCCACUUAGUGUAGCAAUAGAUAAUGAAGAAUCAAUUUAUGUAUCUUCUAUGUCUUCAUCAAAACUGAAGAAAUAUCGUAAAGGUGUAACGUAUGGUCAAGCACUCAUGUCUGGUGAAGUAGGACCUUUCCCAUUGACUGUUGAUCGGCAUAGAUCUGUUUAUAUGGUUGAUAUGUAUCAUGAUCGAGUAUUAAAGAUAGACGAAGGAAACAGAGCUAUCUCAGUUGUAGUCGAUGGAUCAGAACAUAGUGGUACAGAUCGACUAUCAAAACCACACUCAAUUGCUGUUGACGAGGGGGUUCCGGAAUUUCGCCAAUAA